UCUUCCUUCUAGUAGUUUCUUCACCUUCUCAUCUCUCCUCCUCAUUAUUUCCUUUUUUUUCUUCCUUUUCUCGGAAAAUUUCCCUGUUUGGCUGGAUUCUUCUCGUUUCCGAGGAUUUGGUUCCUGUGGAAAGUCAGAAGGUUCGCGUUUUCCUCCUCUGUUCUUGGUCAGCAGUCUCCGGCGGCGGGCCAGAUAUUUUCAGAUUUUCUGAGCUAAUCUGUUGCUCAUCUGGCUCCUGCUGGAGUUGGCUGGUUCUCCUUGACCGUUUGAUCCAAGAUUUGAAGCUUUUCCCGCACACUGUUCGAAUGGCGGCUCCGGACCAUAGUGAAGGGUUCAGCAAUGUAGAAUCCACUAAUGGCGGUGUUCAUGGAGGAGUGAAUACUGAAAUGGGCAGCCAAUCAGGGGAAAACAUUCUACCUAAGGUCCGGAAACCAUACACCAUCACUAAGCAGAGAGAAAAAUGGACUGAGGAAGAGCAUCAGAAGUUCCUCGAAGCCGUAAAGCUGUAUGGCCGUGGUUGGCGUCAAAUUGAAGAACAUGUAGGUACUAAAACAGCUGUUCAGAUACGAAGCCAUGCUCAAAAGUUUUUCUCCAAGGUUGCUCGGGAAACAGACAAUGUCAAUGAUAGUCCAGUCAAAGCGAUUGUGAUUCCCCCUCCUCGUCCAAAGAGAAAACCCACUCAUCCUUACCCCCGAAAAAUGCCCGUCGCAAAUCAGCCUGAUAAGACUCCUUCCCCAACUUUGUCAGUGACCGAGAAAGGAAACAAAUCUCCAACCUCCGUCCUGUCAGCAUUUCCUUCUGAUAAUCUGGAGGAUCAACUCAAUGGAUGUUCCUCCCCUAACUCAUGUACAACUGACACCCAUAACUCUAGCGAGAAAGGGAAUGAGUAUGCGACAUCAAAGUCGCCCCUCGAAGACGGAAAACCACCUUUAUUGAUGAAAUCAGAUUCCAGCAACCAUUGGUCGGUUUCUCCUCAAGAAGAUGCUGCCACUGUUGUAGUGCCCGUCGCAAGCAUAACACUUUUCGGGAAGAUUGUCUUGGUUGUGGACCCAAACAAGCCGUCCUCUCCCAGGCAGGAGACAGGUCUAAAGAAUCCUUGCCCGAACAUCAAGAAACAUACCCUGAGCAUUGAUUCUGUGGAUGUCGCCACCGACUUAUCAAUUGGUGUGAGUAGUUAUUGUCAGAUCUCAACAGUGAACUUAUAUACAGAGGAAAGACCAAGAGUAAAAGCUGGUGUGCCCGAAACAUCGUGUACCAGUUCAAGUGCCCCCGGUUCAGUAACCGAAGAAGCCGGGAACUGGGGGAAGAGGGCAGAACCAUGCAGAUGGGUAAGCUCCUCCGAGAAAUCGACAUGUUAUCAUACUACAAGGGGGUUCAGACCGUACAAGAGAUGCUUAUCCGAAAGAGAAGUGACAUCUCCAGUGGUAACUUCCGAGGAAGAGGAGAGUCGAAGAGCACGAGUAUGCUUAUAGCAUAUGAUAUGUUGCUCUUUGUACAGUGCCAAAACUCAGGAGGUAUAUUUUUUUUUUACCGAGGUUUUUUAUUAAAUGAUCCUUGAGAAUAGAGCAGAGUGUUGGCCGAUGAUCGGAUUUUAAGUACAUGCCCUUCUCAGCCUCGGGCUUUAACGUUGGCCAUGGCCAUGUUCCGACAAACACUGGUUUCACGAUUGUUGUUGGAGGCAAGAGAGAUCUGAAGGCAGAUGGCAGAAAACAGAAAUCCAAAUUGGGUAAAUGUGUUUUCAGCGAAUUUACUUAAACCUGUUCCUCCAAUGUAAUGCUGUUAGCGUUUGUGAAUCCUUAGGACUGUUCCAAAUCAGGAGAACUUUUCUUUUCUCUUUUGGGAAAAACCUAUUGGCUCAUGACUGCAGAUCUAUUGAUUGUAACAGUGUUUUAUUUGACUUAA
Tarenaya hassleriana is the source of this 1902-nucleotide messenger RNA. RefSeq names its product protein REVEILLE 7. The record is from RefSeq and is a predicted model, not a curated record. The transcript is spliced from 7 exons. The coding region runs from base 306 to 1472 and encodes 388 amino acids. Gene Ontology annotation, molecular function: DNA binding. Lineage: Eukaryota; Viridiplantae; Streptophyta; Magnoliopsida; Brassicales; Cleomaceae.